Messenger RNA from Pectinophora gossypiella (pink bollworm), 887 nucleotides. RefSeq lists its product as uncharacterized. The record is from RefSeq and is a predicted model, not a curated record. Lineage: Eukaryota; Metazoa; Arthropoda; Insecta; Lepidoptera; Gelechiidae. The coding region runs from base 33 to 443 and encodes 136 amino acids. The transcript has a single exon.
GCGCGGCUCAAACAGCCGACAUACACCGCAUCAUGCACGCGUAUCUCGCGAUCGCCUUCGCGCUCGUGGCGCCCGCGCUCGCCGACCCACUGCCGCGCGACCGCCUCGGCUACGAGAGGGAAAUAGACGCCACCAACCUCAACCAGCUGCACAGCAGAAAACUCGAGGACUUUGUGCUCAGCGAUGAGUUCCUGGCUUCGCAGAAGAACAGAGCGAAGCUCAUAACUAGACUCCGGCCAGAUGAGGCGUUAGCAGCCGAUAACGUGAUAUUAGAAUCUAACGUAGUGAGGAUCGUGCGGCCAGCGAAGAGACGUGUGGAGCCGGAGGCGGGCGAGGAGCUGGUGCGGCGGCGCCGAGGAUACAAUCUGGAGCAUGUGAACGUGCCGGCGAGGUACCCGUAUCUCCCGGUCCCGAGCUACUACCGCUUCCGUCGCUGGGGCUAGUGGCCCGUACGCCGGCGCCGGCGCGCUCGCCUCCGCCAAAUGUCAAGGUUGCGCUGACGCUCCGUGGAUCCCGCCCCCGGGCGCAUCUCCCGUGUUCACGAGUGCGCACUGCAUGGACUGCUAAUUAGUGUUAUGUUAUUUAUAUGAAGUGGCUGUGAUCGAACGCUCAAGUUACGCCGUUACUACGACGGUCGGGAGGCAACGAUUGACAGAGUACCUACCUACCAAUAAAUUAACAUUAAAUAUUAAAUUUUAGAUAAAACAAUAGUGUAUGGAGAUUUUUUGUUGACCUUCAAAAAUAAUAAAUCCACGUUAUUUUGUUUUGUUUCUGUGACUUAAUCACACAGUUUCUUGAUUGUACACUACACACACACACAGUGGUGAUUACGUAAUAAAUCUAUUAGGAAAACUAGUUAGUUGAAUAAAAUUAUUAUGAAUAAGUCA